AUGAAUAUCGAUAUAGAUGAUAUGGAAGGACAUUCCAACAAUCAAAGUAAUAAAGACCAAGAAGUUACAAUUGAUGGUGCAGCAAAAAUAAAGCAAAUUCAUUCCAACAUUCCUGAUGAAGAGAUACCAAAGGUUAGUAUGGAAUUUGAAACUGAAGAACAAGCUUACAAUUUUUAUAAUGUUUAUGCUUAUAAAGUUGGAUUUAGCAUACGAAGAAGCAAAGGGCAUAAGGAUAAUAAAGAUGGAAAAGUAAAAGAUAGAACUUUUUGUUGCUCAUGUGAAGGCUUUCGCAAAAAAGAUAAACGAUAUGAUAAUGUGAAAUGUCAUCGUGCUGAAACAAGGUUUGGAAUUGCUCCUAAAGCUAGUAUGGAACUAAUGAUUAGGCGAGCUGGUGGACAUGAAAAUCUUGGAUUUAUUUUGGAUGAUUGUCAGAAUUAUAUACGCACCAAAAGAACUAUUCAAAUGCGUACAGGAGAUACAGGUGGUGUUCUUGAAUAUCUUCAACAGAUGAAGUCAAAAGAUCCAAAAAAAAUUUAUGCUUUGCAAGUGGACAAAGAUGAUUUGUUAACGAAUAUUUUUUGGGCAGAUGCACACAUGAUGGCAUCAUAUCAUAACUUUGGUGAUGUUGUUUGCUUUGAUACAACCUACCGAAAAAAUCAUGAUUGCCGACCUUUUGCUAUGUUCGUUGGGGCAGCAAUGUCAGGGAAAAAACCAAAAACUAUUCUUACUGAUCAAGAUGCAGCAAUGGCAAAGGCAUUAAGAUCCCAAUGGCCAGAGACUUAUCAUCGCUUAUGCAUUUGGCAUAUGUAUCAAAAUGCAGCAAAACACCUGAGUAGUGUUUUUGAAAGAUUUCGUGAAUUUGCUAUGGAUUUUGGAAAUUGCAUAUAUGAAUAUGAUGAAGAGUGUGAAUUCAUUGAGGCUUGGGGGAACAUGCUUGGGAAAUAUAAUCUUGAAAAUAAUGAUUGGUUGGCAAAACAAUUCGAGUUGAAGGAGAAGUGGGCACUUAUAUAUGGAAGAGAGACUUUUUGUGCAAAUAUGACUACUACUCAACGAAGUGAAAGCAUGAAUAAUGUACUUAAAAAGUAUGUUAGCUAUCAACACACUUUGUUGCGUUUUUUCAAACAUUUUGAGAGGUUAAUUGAUGAUCGUCGUUAUGAAGAGUUAAAAGCAGACUUUAGAGUAAGUCAACGCAAUUUAGCACCAUCUCUCCCAAUUGAAAUUUUGAAUCAUGCAGCAUAUGUGUAUACCCCUGCAGUGUUGAGAAUGUUUGAGGUUGAGUUUUCAAAGGCUUAUAACUGUGCUAUGGAAUUUUGUACUGAGCUAGGAGCAGUGGCAGAGUAUAAGCUUACUCCUAAUGGUAAGUAUUUUCACCACACAGUUAAAUAUGACUCUUCAGUUGAUGGAGCGAUAUGUAGUUGCAAGAAGUUUGAGUUUGCAGGAAUAUUGUGCUCACAUAUUCUUAAAGUAUUUUCCUUUCAUAAUGUUUUGAAAAUACCUUCUCAAUACAUUUUAAAGAGGUGGACAAAGCAUGCGAAGAUGGGAGCUACAAGUAGUACAUCUGAGAUUAAACAGGGAGAUGAUCCUAAAGCAUGUUUGGCAAUGCGUUAUCAAGAUUUGUCCAGAUCUUACACUCAUAUUGUAACAAGAGCAUCAGAAAAGCAUAUAAAGUUGCUAGAAAUGGCUUUAAAAGACUUUGGGAUGAUGUUGAUGCAUGUAUCACCAAACUUUAACAACAACGAUCAAGUCAAUAACUAUAUGCCACCUUUUCAACCAGAUUUGCCAUUCUCCACAACUUCAUUUAAUCUUAACCAUAUUGGUAUGACACCUAAAAAUUCAAGUAUAGGAACAAGCAUGACUGAAUUGCUCUUACAGGCUGAGUCUACAUCUUUUGGAUUUGAAGAUACUUAUUAA
Molecule: messenger RNA, 1911 nt
Organism: Humulus lupulus (European hop)
Lineage: Eukaryota; Viridiplantae; Streptophyta; Magnoliopsida; Rosales; Cannabaceae
Product: protein FAR1-RELATED SEQUENCE 5-like
Exons: 7
Coding region: 1-1911 (636 amino acids)
Biological process (GO): regulation of DNA-templated transcription
Molecular function (GO): zinc ion binding
Source: RefSeq, a predicted model, not a curated record